AUGUUCAACAGCAACAAUAGAUCGACACCUCUGAAACGCAAAAAAUUAACUUUGAAGCCGAACGAAUUAAAAGAUGAAGAAUUUAUGUCUCCUUUGAAGAGAAGAGCUAAAAUGUCAACAAACACUUGUGAGGAAUUCUUCCAUCAAACUGGUCCCACAACAACAAGUUCUACAAAUAAAUUUUUAUUUCAACGCCCUCCAAUUGAUGAAUCCUUCAUUUCUCCAUUGAAACAACAAUGGAAAGGAUUCUUGUCUUCUCCUUCAAAUUCUUCAACUGAUGUCAACAAAAAUUGUUUAAAAACACCUUCACCUGCUCGAAUGAUGAGGCAAUCUGUUAUUUGUAAAAAUAUUGGGAAUCUGUUGCUGAUGACUCCAGAAAAAGAAUAUGAUGAGGAGGAAGAAGAAUUUGAUGAAGACAACGAAAAUGAAGAAGGAGACGAUGAUGAGGAAAGGGAAGAAAAAUUGAAAGAAGAGAACAGCCAUCUAAAAACAACUUCAAAUACAAUAAAAAAAUAUCCAACAAAGAGAAGAACAGCCACCAAAAAACAAAAUGGAGGUAAUUUUGUCAAAUUAAAUAUGCGUCAUCGUCGAUUCGCUCCAAGUAGUAAGUUUCAAAUUAAAAAGAAAUGGAGAAGAAAAUUUAAGAAUUAG
Molecule: messenger RNA, 651 nt
Organism: Meloidogyne enterolobii
Lineage: Eukaryota; Metazoa; Nematoda; Chromadorea; Rhabditida; Meloidogynidae
Source: the annotation of a GenBank genome assembly